CAUGACAAUUACUUGAAAAGUUCUGGGAAUUUUGCCAUCUUACACUGGUGAACCGUGGUUGUAUGACUCGUGCGCGAGUGACCAAAGCGGCAGAGGAACGCCUUUCAGCCGCGCGGACGCUGACGGGUGGACCCGGCUGUGGGAUGGUGAAUGUUGUGGAGCGGAGCACUCGGGACUGUCAUCUGGAUAUACUGGUUCUCCUCGCACACAGACAGACACACACACACGCUUCCUCUCGCGGCAACCAGGUGCGUUAUAGCUGUGUACUGGGAGUACAGCUGCGUUUGCCACGGUAGUGGGACCAGGUGCGUGAGACACAUGUUGCAGGAAGGCAGUCCGAACCGGAAUGAGGAGAAAACAGGCGUUGAAAGUGAAUUCGACGAAACCGCAUGAUGUAAUUGGACAAUAAAUACCGUAGCUGCUGUUUUCAGUUACGUCGGCUUGCAGCUAGAAAAAAAGCCUGCCGUGACACAGAAAACCGCCGGAAAGGAUUAAUCAUGUCCAAAACGCUGAAGAAGAAGAAGCACUGGUCGAGUAAGGUGCAGGAGUGCGCGGUGUCCUGGGGGAACGGCCGUGAAUUGAGCUCCGUGGUGGAGGUGACGGGCGGCGCGGAGCUGGGCGAGUUCCCCUACCUUGGACAGGUGAAGGCGGAAGCGAUCGCGUGUCAGCUCGGGAGAAUUCCUUGUGCGGGGGACGUGCUUUUGGAGGUGAACGGCACCCCGGUCAGUGGACUGACCAACCGCGACACGCUGGCUGUCAUCCGGCACUUCCGAGAACCCAUCCGCCUGAAGACCGUCAAACCAGGGAAGGUGCUGAACUCUGACCUGCGACACUACCUCAGCCUGCAGUUCCAGAAAGGCUCUCUGGACCACAGACUCCAGCAGGUCAUCAGAGACAAUCUUUACCUGCGCACUAUACCCUGUACGACGCGGCUGCCGCGGGAGGGGGAGGAGCCUGGCGUGGACUACAGCUUCAUCAGCCUGGGGGCGUUCCGCGCCCUGGAGGAGAGCGGGGCUCUGCUGGAGAGUGGCACCUACGACGGUAACUUCUAUGGGACGCCCAAACCCCCGGCGGAGCCCGGCCCCCAGCAGCCCGAGCUGGAGCAGCUGGAGCAGCGGCAGCGCACCGCCUCCGUCAGCAAGAUGCAGCGCGCGGACAGCACCGCGCCCGAGGAGGAGGACGAGGAGGAGCCGCCCGCCGUCCUCAACGGCCUCUCAGACGGGCAGGCUGGGGCAGAAUGGAGGAAGGCGGUGCCCAGUUACCCCCAGAGGGGCAGUCUGCGCUCCUGGAGCUCCCUCCCCCACGACAGCAGCCUGGAGCCGCUCCCCCAGAGCUGGGAGAUGGCUUACACCAACACCGGCAUGGUGUACUUCAUUGAUCACAACAGCAAGAGCACCACCUGGCUGGACCCCCGCCUGGCCACGAGAGCCAAGCCCCCUGAGAGGUGUGAGGAUGGAGAGCUUCCAUACGGCUGGGAGCAGAUCGAGGAUCCACAGUACGGAGUGUACUACGUAGAUCACAUCAAUCAGAAGACACAGUUUGAAAACCCUGUCCUGGAAGCAAAGAAGAAGCUGAGCCAACAGGAGGCAUUACCUGCCCCAGUGAGGGGAGUCUCUGGCUUCACGCGGGACCCCUCCCAGCUGAAGGGGGUGCUGGUCCGCCCCACCCUGAGGAAGAGCUCCCACGGUUUUGGGUUCACCAUAAUCGGGGGCGACCGCUCUGACGAGUUCCUGCAGGUGAAGAACGUCCUCCGCGAGGGGCCAGCCUCCCACGACCACAAGAUGGUUGCCGGCGAUGUGAUCGUGGAGGUUAACGGGACAUGUGUUUUGGGGAUGACCCACGCCUCAGUGGUGCAGAUGUUCCAGGCGGUGCCCGUGGGCCAGCGUGUGGAGCUGGCGCUGUGCCGGGGCUACCCCCUGCCCGAGGACGUGGGCGCCGACGACGACGAGGCGGGGGGGCGGGGCCAGGCGGGGAGGUCGGGCGGGACUCUCGUUAACGGACAGCUGGAGAAACGCGAGGCCCUCCCCGGCCCGGGCCAGGAGCUCUCCACGGUGACCAACGUCCCCUCCAUCCCCAGCCCCCCGCCCGGGCCCCCCCCCGGGCCCCCCCCUGGGCCCCCGCCCAGCCUGCUGCAGCCCCAGCUGGUCUCCGUGCCCCUGGUGAAGGGCCCGACCGGGUUUGGCUUCGCCAUCGCGGACUGCCCCCUGGGCCAGAAGGUGAAGAUGAUCCUGGACGCGCAGUGGUGCCGGGGGCUGCUGAAGGGCGACGUCGUCAAGGAGAUCAACCGCCAGAACGUGCAGACGCUCAGCCACGCCCAGGUGGUGGACAUCCUGAAGGACCUGCCAAUCGGCAGCGAGAUCAGCCUGCUGGUGCUCAGAGGAGGUCAGACCUCCCCGGUGAAGAGCCUGAAGCCGCAGAAGCAGGAGAUGAGCGGCAGCGCUGAGGCUCUGGACCGAGCUCCUGACUCCACCGCUCUCCCCUUAGCCUUGCCACCGAGUGCCCUGAGGUCCAGCGCCCCCAAAUCUGAGCACCCCGAUCUGUACCCCACUACCCCACGCUCCAGCGCCCCAAAGGCUGACCGCCCAGAGUUCUACAACAGCACCCCGCGGUCCAGCGCCCCAAAACCUGACCCCGCGGAGCUCUACAACAGCACCCCGCGGUCCAGCGCCCCAAAACCUGACCCCGCGGAGCUCUACAACAGCACCCCGCGGUCCAGCGCCCCAAAACCUGACCCCACGGAGCUCUACAACAGCACCCCGCGGUCCAGCGCCCCAAAACCUGACCCCACGGAGCUCUACAUGAAGUCUAAAGCCCUGCAGGACAGCAAGCCCCCCAACAGCAGGGACCUGGACGUGUUCAUCAAGAGGAGCCAGGAGUCAGGCUUCGGAUUCAGGGUUCUGGGCGGGGAGGGCCCAGAACAACCAGUGUACAUCGGCUCCAUCGUGCCGCUUGGUGCGGCGCAGAAAGACGGGCGUCUGCGGGCUGGCGAUGAGCUCAUCGGCAUCGAUGGCGUGGUGGUGAAAGGCCACGCCCACAAGCAGGUUCUGGACCUGAUGACCAACGCGGCUCGAAACGGACAGGUGCUCCUGACGGUGCGGAGGAAGCUGACCCACAGGGACCUUGGGGAGGAGGAGCUGGGCUCGGGUUUGGUGAAUGGCUCGCCCCGGCUGCCCCGGAUCGAACCCAAGACCUACGACAUCACCCUUCAUCGCCGGGAGAGCGAGGGGUUCGGCUUCGUCAUCCUCACCUCCAAGAGCAGACCCCCGCCUGGAGGUGAGGGGGGGGCAGUGAUCCCGCACAAGAUCGGCCGGAUCAUGGAGGGCAGCCCGGCGGAGCGCUGCGGCAUGCUGCAGGUCGGGGACCGGAUCUGUGCGGUGAACGGGCUGUCCAUCGUGGCGCUGGAGCACAGCGACAUCGUGCAGCUCAUAAAGGAGGCCGGCUACGCCGUCACGCUCUCGGUGGUGCCCGAGGACGAGUAUAACGGACCUCCUUCAGGAACCAGCACAGCUAAGAACAGCCCAGCAGCACAGCAUCGAACCCUGGACCAGCGGGAGGACAGGUACACGCAGGAAAUGGAGGAGAACAGGGACAUUAUCACCUGGGCCGACUACAGGACCCUCCCUCAGCCUGAGCAGGGGACGCUGUGUAUCAUCGGCCCCAAACAGGACUGCUUCGUGGUGGAGCUGUCUCGAGGGCUGCGGGGGUUUGGGUUCAGUCUGAGGGGGGGGCAGGAGUACAACAUGGGCCUGUUCAUCCUGCGGCUGGCUGAGGAUGGCCCCGCCCUGCAGGACGGGAGGAUCAAGGUGGGGGACCAGAUUGUGGAGAUUAAUGGCGAGCCCACGCAGGGUAUCACUCACACCGGGGCGAUCGAGCUCAUCCAGGCCGGCGGGAGCAGAGUGGUGCUGCUGCUACGACCCGGUCCUGCCCACGGUAGUGUCAGCUCCUCUGUGCUGUGUUUCUUCUCCAAACACGAGCAGCAUCACUAAGGGCUCUCUGCUUCGCUGCUCUGUCCCUGGUUACCAUGGUCAGCGGGACCAAAUGACUGCAUCGUCCCCCAAAUUGCAAACUGGAGAGUCUCCCCUCAGUGCGUCUCCCCCCUGCCCCCCCUCCCUGCCCCGCACUGG
Messenger RNA from Conger conger (European conger), 4124 nucleotides. Its product is annotated as membrane-associated guanylate kinase, WW and PDZ domain-containing protein 3-like. Gene Ontology annotation, molecular function: protein binding. The coding region runs from base 498 to 3986 and encodes 1162 amino acids. The transcript is spliced from 23 exons. Gene Ontology annotation, biological process: signal transduction. Gene Ontology annotation, cellular component: cytoplasm. The record is from RefSeq and is a predicted model, not a curated record. NCBI's taxonomy places the organism in Eukaryota, Metazoa, Chordata, Actinopteri, Anguilliformes, Congridae.